GUUGACUUUUAAUUCAAAAAAAUUUCCAUUUCUUCACAGGGAAAAAAAAAAAAAAGAGAAGUAUCUUGGGAUCCGAGUGCGUGAGCGCUCUACUCUUAUCCUAGAUGGACAACGUCGCGGAGAGUGAGAUGCUCGUCGAUGAAUAUGAGCAGUAUCAGAAUGACCGAACGGACGAUGUGGUCGUCUCUCGCUCCGGCUCAGACGAGCCGGAGCAAGAACCUCGUGCCGAUGACUAUGCGGCAAUGAUGGCACGAGUCCUCCCUAAGGACCCCGAUCUCCAGACCGAAGACGAGGCGCAUCAUACUUGGCACAUCCAGGAUUGGCGGAAAUUGAGGAAGAAGGAACACGGUCCGGUAUUCGAAUGUGCAGGAGUCCCCUGGCGAAUUCUGUUCUUCCCCUACGGAAACCACGUCGAGCACGCAUCGUUCUACUUGGAGCACGCCUGGGAAAAGGAUCCUCCCGAGAACUGGUAUGCCUGUGUCCAAUUUGCUUUGGUCUUGUGGAACGUGAACGAUCCAUCCAUCAAGAUUUCUCAUGUCGCCACCCAUCGAUUCAACGCGGAUGAGGGUGAUUGGGGAUUCACCAGAUUUUGCGAGUUGCGGAGGCUGUUCACGGUUCCUUGGGAGGGCCAUGGGGCACCUUUGGUCCAGAACGAAGAAGCCAAUGUCACCGCCUAUGUUCGCGUCGUCAAGGACCCCACGGGUGUGCUGUGGCACAGCUUCCAGAACUAUGAUUCGAAGAAGGAGACCGGAAUGGUCGGACUCAAGAACCAGGGUGCCACUUGCUAUCUUAACUCCCUCCUCCAGUCCUUGUACUUUACCAAUUCCUUCCGGAAGGCGGUUUACCAGAUUCCGACGGAGGCCGAAGCCUCCAGGGACAACAGCGCGUGGACCCUCCAGCGACUUUUCUAUAACCUGCAGACGAACGAAAGCUCGGUGUCGACCACCGAACUUACCGCAUCCUUUGGUUGGGAGUCGAGGCAGAUCUUCGAGCAGCAGGAUGUCCAGGAGCUCUCGCGGAAGCUCAUGGAACGGCUGGAAGAGAAAAUGAAAGGCACGCCGGCGGAGAAAGCCCUCCCCGAACUUUUCGUCGGAAAAACAAAAACCUACAUCUCCUGCAUAAACGUCGACUACGAAUCAUCCCGCGUCGAAGACUUCUGGGAUAUCCAGCUGAACGUGCGAGGAAACAAGACUCUUGAUGACAGCUUCAAGGAUUACAUCCAGGUGGAGACUCUCGAGGGUGAGAACAAAUACGACGCCGGCCAGCCGUACGGCCUGCAAGAUGCUAAGAAGGGUGUUAUCUUUGAGAGCUUCCCUCCCGUCCUGCAUCUCCACCUGAAGCGAUUUGAGUACGACAUUAACCGUGAUGCCAUGAUGAAAAUUAACGACCGCCACGCUUUCCCGAUGGAAUUUGACGCCACCCCUUACCUUUCCAACGACGCCGACAAAUCGGAAUCGUGGGUGUACCAGCUGCACGGCGUUUUGGUGCACAGUGGUGACUUGAACGCCGGCCACUACUAUGCUUUCUUGAAACCCACAAAGGACGGGCACUGGUACCGCUUCGAUGACGAUCGAGUUACUCGGGCUACGGACAAGGAGGUGCUCGAGGAGAACUACGGUGGUGAAUACGAACUGACCAACGGCGCCCCUGGCGUUCGGCAGCCUUACACCCGUGGUUUGUCCACGAAGCGCUCGAUGAAUGCUUACAUGUUGGUCUAUGUCCGGAAAACGAGAUUGGACGACGUCCUUUUGCCGAUCACGACGGAAGAGAUUCCCUCUCACAUCGAGGACCGAUUGAUUGAGGAACGCGCAGACAUGGCACGCAGGAGGAAGGAAAGAGAAGAGGCGCACUUGUACAUCAAUGUCGGAGUCAUGUCGGAAGAAUGCUUCCAGGCUCACCACGGGUUCGACUUAACCAGCAAUGAUUUGCCCAAUGACGACCCAGCACUGCCGGAUCAAUACCGAAUUCUUCGUUCUAAGAAGGUCGGCGAAUUUGCCGAGGAGCUCGCAGCCGAGAAGGGCCUCGAUGCUAGCCGGAUUCGCUUCUGGGUCAUGGUCAAUCGCCAGAACAAGACCACUCGUCCGGAUCAAGUCAUCAAGGACCCUGAGAUGACUGUCGAAGACGCCUAUGGCCGGUUCGGAACGAAAGGCAACCCCUUCAAACUCUGGAUGGAGGUCGGUCAGCCGUCUGCGGAUGGAACCAUGACGUGGCCGGACAGCAACAACACGGUGCUUAUCUUCCUGAAGCACUUCGACGCUCCGUCGCAGACAUUGACUGGUCUCUGCUCCGUCUACGUGCGCAGGUCGCAGAAGGUGGCGGAAUUGGCGCCCACCAUCCUGGAGAAGAUGAACUGGCCGGCUGGCACAGAGUUCAUGUUGUUCGAGGAGAUCAAGCACAAUAUGAUCGACGUCAUGAAACCCAAGCAGACAUUCCAGCAGUCCGAGAUCCAGGAUGGUGAUAUUAUUACCUUCCAAAGAUCCCUGAAAGAGUCCGAAUUGCCCCCGUCCGCAUUGUACACCGAUGCCCGGCAAUACUAUGACUAUCUUCUUAACCGGAUCAGCAUCACUUUCGCACCCAUCAAGGCAGCCGAUGGUGAUGAGUUCGUACUGACUCUUAGUCGCAAAAUGACAUAUGAUCAGUUCUCCCAGAAGGUCGGCGAACACUUGGGCGUGGAGUCCACGCAUCUGCGCUUUGCCCCUGUCCUCGCCAGCUCUGGCAAGCCCAAGGCAUUCAUCAAGCGCAAUUCCAACCAGGCCAAUCAGACCUUGUACCAGAUCCUCAGCGGGCAGAUCACCGGCUACGGAUACACAAUGCACCGUCAGGAUGCACUCUAUUACGAAGUUUUGGAGACUAGCCUGAGCGAUUUUGAAUCUAAGGCUAGCCUGAAAGUAACAUGGCUCCCUGAGGGCAUCACAAAAGAGCAAGUUUUCGAGGUCCUGGUACCUCGAGACGGCACCAUGUCUGAUCUCCUGGCCGGGUUGCAGAAAAAGGCCGGCUUUGAUGACGAGACUAUUCGUGAUGCUCGGGUCUAUGAGACGCACGGCGGUAAGAUUUACCGAGAGUUCCAGGGCGACUCGAAGAUCGCCGGUAUCAACGAAUAUGUUGUGCUCUACGCCGAGCGCACACCGGAAGAUGAACUCAAUAUGGAAGAGGGUGAGCGGACAAUCAAUGCGUUCAACUUCGAUCGCGAACCGAGCCGGCCUCAUGGAGUUCCUUUCAAAUUCGUGAUUCGACCAGGUGAAAUAUUCAAGGAAACGAAGGAACGGCUUUCCAAGCGAACGGGCAUCAAGGGUAAGCAGUUUGAGAAGAUCAAGCUUGCCGUCGUACCUCGAUCCUUAUACACCAACCCGCGAUAUCUUGAAGAUGAUGACAUACUUUCUGACAUCGUCGGUGAUUCCGACGACCUUCUUGGUCUCGACCAUGUAAAUAAGAAUCGGAGCUUUUGGAACCGAAGCGAAUCGUUUUUCAUCCGAUAGAGGCAGGGCAUCAUGAUUUCUUUUACUCUCUUAUUUCUUUCCUCUCCUGGUGCCUGCCCUUGUGCUUUGUUACAAGGGAUGUCCUCUUGACGUUGUGUAUGUGAUGGAUCGAGCAGGACAUAGUGCGUUUAAACUGCACCGGCGAUUUUCUUGCCUAUGAAGAACAAUAUAAACCUGGGCGAUUGCUGUUCAAUCUGUGUACUUUUUUUUUCUUUUUGUCUUGAUUGUUGUUUAAUGUUCCUGGAAUGGAUCUUGUGGAUGGCCAAGAGGUGCACGAGGAGGAGUGUUCUGGAGAUUUCGGAGGAUAAGGAAAAGCACAAUGAACGUGAUGACUACCA
Molecule: messenger RNA, 3814 nt
Organism: Aspergillus steynii IBT 23096
Lineage: Eukaryota; Fungi; Ascomycota; Eurotiomycetes; Eurotiales; Aspergillaceae
Product: ubiquitin-specific protease UBP15
Exons: 11
Coding region: 105-3476 (1123 amino acids)
Biological process (GO): protein deubiquitination; regulation of protein stability
Cellular component (GO): nucleus; cytosol
Molecular function (GO): cysteine-type endopeptidase activity; cysteine-type deubiquitinase activity; protein binding
Source: RefSeq, a predicted model, not a curated record